AUGCUGCCGUACCUGUUCCCUGACCUAGCUGCUUUUGCCACAGUCGCUGACCUCAUUACGCACCUCCGCACUAGUGACACCUGCUACCGCGCUGCACUUCCUGCCGAGUUUUGCGCGGCCAACCCCCCCCUUAUGUACAUCACCCUCUACUACCUCGUCACCCGGCUCCCUGACUCCCUUCGCUCGGUCAGGGACCACUUCCUCUCGCUUUGCCCCACCACGCUCACCGUUGACCUCCUCAAGGAGCACCUCCUUGCCACUAAGAAGAGUAUAGUCGUUGUAGGAGCCUCUCGUGGUGACCCUCGCACCCCUUUCUUUGAGGGGUGCUCCCCCGUUCCCCUUUUGCCCUCUGUUGCCUCUGCUGCUGGUGUCGACCUCGUUGGCACCAAGUCGGUCCGCGCUGCGUCUGCUCCUAGUGGGAGGCGCCUUAGUGACAGGAGCACGGGGGCCAAGGGUGUUGGAGGAGACGGUGGGGGCGGCGAUGGUGGCGGUGGAGGCGGCGGAGGGGGUGGGGGUGGGGGUGGGGGUGGUGGCGGGAGUGGGGGCUUUGGUGGCGGCGGUGGAGGUGGAGGCGGUGGCGGAAGCUGUGGUGGGGGUGGCGGCGGCGGUGGUGCUGGUCGGGAUGGCGCUGUGCAGUGGGGAGGCCUUGGUGGUGGCCAGCGCCAGGAGCAGCAGCGUUCUCAUGAGACCCUGUCCCCCAAGCAGCUUCGUGAGUGGUACGCUGGGCGUGGGAGUUCCGGAGGUGCUGGUCCUUGUGCUUACGUUCUCCGCACUGGCGAGCGCAGUGGGGAGACGUGCGGAGGGCCGCACGCCAUGCAACGUUGUUUUGGCCGCCUGACUAAUGCCUGGCGUGCACAGUUUCCUGACGCCACGGAGCUCCCUCGCUGGGGUGAUCUGCUUAAGUCUGGUGUUGCUAUCUUUGAUCUUGACUAUGAUGCUAUCCUUGCUGCUAUGUAUGCUGUAUCUAUUAGUGCUGAGGGUGACUGUUACCUACGUGUUCCGCCCGACCUGGGCAUUGAGGCUGCUGCUCUAGGUGCUAGUGAGUCUGUUGCUCCAGCGGUCCCAUCUGGCUCUCUGUCUUGCCUCCUCCUCCUGGAGGACAGCGGGUGA
Molecule: messenger RNA, 1110 nt
Organism: Closterium sp. NIES-65
Lineage: Eukaryota; Viridiplantae; Streptophyta; Zygnematophyceae; Desmidiales; Closteriaceae
Source: the annotation of a GenBank genome assembly